GGUUCUUUUUUGAUCGAUUGGGAUUUGUGCCCGCAUGCCAAAUAAAACUUCGCAAACAUAACUUCAAAAAUAAAGUUUUCUCUAUAAUCCAAGUUAAAAUGUUACGACCGUUGCAACUCGUUCGUAGUUUAUUACUACAUCCACCGUUUCUACAGAAAGCAGCUUGCGUUCCGUCGAACACUAACCAGAUUAUAGCAUCAAUUUCUUCAAUAAACCGGUAUUACACCAAUGUCCCGAAUUGUCAGCGAGCUCCCAUUGAUUCACCUCCGGUAAUUGAUGUCGUCAAAAGGCGAAAGGUUCUUGAACUAGAAAUGGACGUCAUGCGACAGGAAGGAAGAAAAGUACCGACACCAUGUCAGAUAAAAGAAGCUCACUGGGAACAUUUAUUGCAGCUAAAUUCUCGCAAUCAGCGUCGGCAGUAUUAUCUUUUUCUGUGGAACAUUGAAAUGGCCAAAGAAAAUCAACAGCUAAGAAAAGAACGCAAGAAACAGGCGGUAGCCAAGCGGAAAGAGGAAUUAGAUUUGGCUAAUGCAAACAAUAAUCACAUUAUUUACGGGUUGUUCCAUAAUACAAUGUUUCUAAGGAUUUAUGACUCUACCAUGGAUCAUUUCCACAAUAACAAGUUGAUUCAAGCAAUGCAAUUCGGCCAAAACCUAAUUUUUGAUUGUUCCUACGAUGAAUACAUGAACGACAAAGAAAUGCGAAAUACAGCAAAGCAAUUAAUGCUCUGCUUUGCGAUUAAUAGAAUGCACAACGAGCCGUUUAACAUUCAUCACUGUAAUGCCGAUUUUAGUCGUACCACAAUGAAAGCGUUGGAAAAACAUUUGGUUCAAAUUCGCGAGCCUUCGUUUCCGUUCAAUGUUAGUGAGCGAUGCUAUACAGAACUGUUUCCCAAGGAGCGUUUAGUUUAUUUAACACCACACUGCAGAACCGAUCUGAAAGAGUUCAGUCCAGACGAUGUGUACAUCGUAGGGGCUAUGGUUGACAAGUCCUCUCAAGAGCCAGUUUCCUUGGGCAAGGCGAAGAAGUUAGGGUUACGAAUGGCUCGUUUACCAUUGGAUGACCAUUUUCAAUUUAAAGGAGGUAAAUCACUUACGAUUGAUCAAAUGUUGCAAAUUUUACUGGAACUUAAAACUUCAAAUAAUUUUGAAAAAGCAUUUGAUUAUGUUCCCAAGCGAAAGAUUGUACCGCUGGAUGAGGAACGAAAACAGAUGCAGCAGAAGGUGAAAGAGCGAAACCAACUUGAUAAAUUUAAGUUUAGUAUGGGGAAAUUCUCUGGACAAAAAUUUAGAAAAAGAUAAUGUUAAUUUGAGUGCUUCUAUUUUAACAAUACGGCCAUAGAGUUUAAAACCAGCAGUACGUUAGUAUAGGUAAGAAAUAUACUCGAACUGAAAAACGAUUCGUUUGAUUAAUUUCGCCUCCUUCGGGUUCGACUGAUACGCCACGCAUUUGGUUCCUCGUACUUGUUAUACAGUGGUUCUAGUCGUUGGUUCUUCUUGAAUUUGCUCAACUUCGUUGGGUCAGAAAAUCGGAAAAAGGCUGGUGCAAAUUCUACUAGCCAUUUCGGAUCGAUCGUAGUCACCUCCCGCAUGUACUCCUUGGUAGUUUGAACUAAUUCAUGAUAAACAACCCUAAAAUUUAAAACAACAAAAAUUGUUUUCAAUAACUGAGUUUUUGAAAUUUCAAACUGAAAUGUUUUCUAUACAUACCAUUCCGGUUGCCGAUUAAACAAUGCACUCGAAGGAUGAAUGUAUACAACCUGCGAGUCAACAAGGGUUCUGUAGCCUUCCUGUGGAUCUUUCUUGGCAGCAUUUCGAAAGAAGCCUGAACAAAUAGUCUUCUGAACACGUACUGUGUUCUUGCCUGCCGACACUACAUCUAGCU
Molecule: messenger RNA, 1884 nt
Organism: Wyeomyia smithii (pitcher-plant mosquito)
Lineage: Eukaryota; Metazoa; Arthropoda; Insecta; Diptera; Culicidae
Gene: rswl
Product: mitochondrial ribonuclease P protein 1 homolog
Exons: 2
Coding region: 99-1301 (400 amino acids)
Biological process (GO): positive regulation of mitochondrial translation; mitochondrial tRNA 5'-end processing
Cellular component (GO): mitochondrion; nucleoplasm; nucleus
Molecular function (GO): tRNA binding
Source: RefSeq, a predicted model, not a curated record